AUGCCAGCUGCUGCUGCCUCGUCCUUGAAAGGUGCUACCAAGCGUGCCUCUGCUACUAAGAAAUCGACUAACAUGACGUACGAAGAUAUGAUCAAGGAAGCCAUUCUUGCCCAUGGCACUGAGGCUCGUCUGGGCCUGGGUCGUCCCACGAUCAAGAAGUUCAUCCUGGCCAAGCACCCUGACACGGGCAAGCUUCCUCUCGCUUCUUUCAACGCCCACUUUAACCAGGCCAUCACCCGUGGUGAGGAGAAGGGCGUGUUCCUUCUGCCCAAGGGUGCCAGCGGCAAGGUCAAGCUGGCUGCUAAGGCCAAGGCUGCAACUGUGAAGGCUCAGGAGGCUAAGAAGCCUGUUGCCAAGAAGGCUGCGGCUCCAUCUAAGAAGACCUCUUCGACGGCGACCAAGAAGAGCACGACUACGGAAAAGACGACGAGCAAGGCUGCGCCGAAGAAGGCCACGGUGACGAAGAAGGCAGCUUCUUCGACCUCGAAGAAGAGCGCAGCUACGAAGAAGGCGAGGGCGGUCACGAAGGCUGCGGCGACCAAGAAGACUGCUACCAAGAAAGCGCCUGUCAAGAAGGCAGCCACGAAGAAAGCGCCAGCCAAGAAGACAGCUGCGAAGAAGAAGUAA
This is a messenger RNA of Malassezia pachydermatis, 627 nucleotides long. Its product is annotated as histone h1. Gene Ontology annotation, biological process: nucleosome assembly. Gene Ontology annotation, cellular component: nucleosome. Lineage: Eukaryota; Fungi; Basidiomycota; Malasseziomycetes; Malasseziales; Malasseziaceae. The record is from RefSeq and is a predicted model, not a curated record. Bases 1 to 627 code for a protein of 208 amino acids. The transcript has a single exon. Gene Ontology annotation, molecular function: DNA binding.